Aspergillus tanneri is the source of this 4983-nucleotide messenger RNA. RefSeq names its product putative ubiquitin-specific protease UBP12 (gene UBP12). Bases 1 to 4983 code for a protein of 1660 amino acids. Gene Ontology annotation, molecular function: cysteine-type deubiquitinase activity. Lineage: Eukaryota; Fungi; Ascomycota; Eurotiomycetes; Eurotiales; Aspergillaceae. The record is from RefSeq and is a predicted model, not a curated record. The transcript is spliced from 5 exons. Gene Ontology annotation, biological process: protein deubiquitination.
AUGGGUACCAGUGAUGACAAUGUAGCUACAUCUGCUACGGCACCCAUUAAAAUUAUGGGCUCUUCCGCCCGGUCUAUUCCCGAUAUUCCCGAGUUAGAGAUGCUGUUUACCCCGACCACUAAUAAGCCCGCAAGCACACUGCCGGAGGUUCGAUCAAUUUAUACCUCUUUAGCCCAUCCGGUGAACUUCGAGUAUGACUCCUUCGGGAAUGGCUCACAGACCUGCCUCUGGUGCCAUAGCUUUGCAUACGGUAUUAUGGAACUGGGCAAAGGAUGGGCGGAGCUCACCGUCACGACGUCUUCCACAAAGCGCCGUAAGGUAGCAGAGCCUCGCAGACCAGGAGGAACCCUUCCGGGUUUGUCGUUUGCCUCGCAGGCCGGAAGACGUCACGGCCAUCUCUCCUCUCCCUCGCCACCUAAAAACGAUUGCCUUUCCUCUACCUCCGUUUCGAAUCGAAGCCAGAGUUCCUCUUCCUCUCCGCCCCCUCGAUAUAUUCCCGCCCAUCUACAGGACGAAGUGCUGGGAAACAAAGCACAGGCCGCCGUCGCCGCCCGCUCGCCAACCCCGGAUUCCGAUCCCUCGGCCGCUUGCGCUGGACUCACCUUAUCCAGCGACUCUGCGAUCGACAUGUCAGGCUCUGAGAAGAGAGAUGCUAGUCUUCCGCCCAUAGAGGGUGAUGUCCGGUCGCCCUCGCCAGGCGUCAAACGGGUCGCGCUUGAAGUUGACGGUGAUGUGGAGAUGGAUUUAGAUUCGACAGGGAAGGCAUCUCAGUCCCACCCCAACAGCACCAGCAACGAUACAACAGAGUCAGAGGAUGACAUCAAUGCAAACGAUGGCAACUCCGGCUCGGAUAACGUUUAUCCCACCCCCUCAAGCAUGUUCACGUACACAGCACCUACUGCAAAUCGACACAGCUCCAAAUCUCGAUCUUCACCCGAGUCGAUCCUUCCAUCCUACGACGACCAGGUUGCUAAAGUUACCCUCCACAUGGCACAACCACUGAAGGAGAAGCAAAAGGGAUACGUGGUUUCCAUGUCGUGGCUAAAGCGCGUGCUUGCCCGAAGCUCUACCUAUCCCGACUUGACGGAUAAGACGGCUAUGGAAGGGGAGGUUGGCCCGGUCGACAACUCAGACCUCGUCCUAGUGACUGAUCCCGCGAAUGCUUGCUUUAAAGAUGAGGCGAACGAGCCGUUCGUCCCACUUCGACCGGGAUUACAGAUAGGAGAGGAUUUCGAUGUUGUGCCCCAAGAAGGCUGGGAUUUGAUCCUCCAGUGGUAUGGCCUGGCCGAACAGUCACCGGCUAUUGUCCGCUACGCUCAUGAUACGAGUGUGGGAGGGGACUCCCAAAACAUUCAAUACGAGAUCAACCCUCCGAUAUUCACUAUCUUGAAGCUUCCUGGCUCGUCCGCUGGAGUCACCCCGCAGAGUUUGAAGGAGAAGACGAUGAAGCCGGCCAGGUUGCUGUCGAGUAGACACACCAACUUCCAGAAGUGGUUGAAGGAAGCGAAAGGGUUGGCAAAUAUCGAUAUAUCUACCAAGGUUCGUGUCUGGAGGAUUCUAGGUGGUUUGGGCAGUGCCAGUGUGUCGGCUGCCAUCACCCCAGCUGCCUCGCGUAGUGCAUCCCCGGCUCCUGCAGCGUCGAUUGUGGCCAACGCGGGCAACAGUCUCGUACUUGAUCUCAACGCAUUUCUGUCGCUGUCGGAAGGGGCUCAGCGGGAGUUGCUGGAGGAGGCCAAGGAUCAGACCGCCAACCCCAACUACAACGGUCGAAUGACACUUGAUAUCGCCGGACUGGGUGGUAGCGACGUUGUGGUGCUUGAAGAGCGAGUCCCCGGUGCUGGUAGUGGAGAGUGGGCAUCAGAGGCGUCUAAACAGACGCUUAGCCGCCUCGGCGUGCCAACCGGCAGUCUGAAAAACGGUAUCCCGUCAAAACUGAAGAAUAAAAGUCCUACCAAUAGUGGUCGGUCAUCCCCCGUUUCAGAGCCUCCCCGAGGCAGACGAAAAGAUGGGAAGCCUCGCGGCAAUACCGGUUUGAGUAAUCUCGGAAACACUUGUUACAUGAACUCGGCUUUGCAGUGCGUGCGUUGUGUAGAAGAACUCUCUUACUAUUUUCUAAAUGAUGUCUACAAACAGGAUCUUAAUCCCAGUAAUCCUUUGGCCCACAAUGGGGAGGUGGCCAAGGCCUAUGCAAAUCUACUCCGUUUGAUCUACGACGUAGCAGGCCAAUCCUCUUUCGCCCCAAGGCAGCUUAAAAAUACCAUCGGUCGCUACGGUCCGGCAUUCUCUGGUUAUAGUCAACAGGAUUCGCAGGAAUUCCUUCUAUUUCUCCUCGAUGGCUUGCAGGAAGAUCUGAACCGGAUCCAGAAGAAGCCAUACAUCGAGAAACCUGAUUCCACCGAUGAGAUGGUCCAUGAUAAGGCCGCGCUCGCAGAGUUCGCGAACAAAUGCUGGGAUAUCUACAAAGCGCGCAACGAUUCGGUCAUCACCGAUCUCUUUGCUGGCAUGUACAAGUCCACCCUGCACUGUCCUGAAUGCGACAAGGUCAGCAUCAUCUUUGACCCUUUCAACAACCUAACACUUCAAUUGCCGAUUGAAAAUGUCUGGAGCAAGGAAAUCUUCUAUUUCCCUCUGAACCAGAAGCCGGUCCUGGUUGAUGUGGAGAUCGACAAAAACUCUAGCAUCAAAGCCUUGAAGGAACUUGUUGCGAAGAAAACGGAUUCGGAUCCGCAGCGGUUGGUUAUGGCUGAGAUUUACAAGAACAAGUUCUACAAAGUUUUCGACAACAGCAGCUCAAUCGCGGAAUCUCAGAUCAGUUCGAACGACGACAUUGCAAUCUAUGAGCUCGAGUCGGUACCUACUAACUACAACCCAGACAAACCUCAGAGAAGCUUCUACUCUUUCGGUCGCUCUGACCAUGACGAGAUCCCUAGCCUUGAGUCCCCUAAGGCUGAUCGACUGCUGGUGUCUGUGUUCAACCGCGUUGAACGGCCGAAGUCGAACAACCCGAAGAACGUGCUGCGGCAGCUUUUCGGAGUCCCCUCAUUUAUCGUUAUUGAUCGUCAGGAUAUUUAUGACUUGGAUGCCAUCCACAAGAAGCUCCUUGCCGAUGUUGCCUCUAUGACCACUCGCGACUUCCUCAACGAACAAGUACCAGAAAGUACACAGGAAGAGACUGCCCCAGAUGAUUCGGACAUCUCCGUGAUGAAUGAGGAUGAUGCGCGGUCAGCUGAUUCAAAGAUUAAGACGACGUCUGUGGACGGUGAGGAGGGCAUGGUGGACGUUUCCAUGCGCGAUGCACCUGAGUCGCCCAAGGAAGCCAGCGCUACUCAGAGCUCUAUUCCGCCUCACUUGCGCGGUCUUUUCGAGAUCAAGCUCAUCAAGAGCAAUGAAGUGGUACCUAUCGGAUAUUCCGCAGUUGAGGAAAACAAAGAGUAUCCCAAGAUGUCCUUCCGAAUCAAGACAGCUCUUGUUAGUUCCCACGAGACUGAGGCCACAUCCGACUACAGUUCGUCAAUGACCACCGAUGGUGUUCAAACAAGGGCGAACAACGAAUCGAACAGCAAUGGAACGGAUAGCGGAUCAGACACGUUCACCGAAGUUUUGCCCAAAAAGACCCCGAAAAGAGUAACCCAGACACGCCCUCUCAUCCGUCCAGGCGAGGGUAUUGUGCUGGACUGGAACGAGGAUGUCUACGAUGCUCUCUUCACGGGAAGCGGCAAGGAAAAAGACCCUGUUCGUGGGGCACCGACGUGGAAACACGUCGAGCGGAUUCCGGAUCCCGAAUUGGCCAAGCGACGCCAACUGCGACAGACGCGUAAGAAGAAGGGCCUUACCCUCGACGAGUGUUUGGACGAAUUCAACAAAGAAGAGAUUCUCUCAGAGAAUGACGCGUGGUAUUGCCCCCGCUGCAAGGAGCAUCGCCGUGCCAGUAAGAAGUUCGAGCUUUGGAAGACGCCGGACAUUCUCGUCAUGCAUCUCAAGCGGUUUAGUGCCAGCCGGGGCUUCCGGGAUAAGCUAGAUGUCUUUGUUGACUUCCCCGUGGAGGGUCUCGAUAUGACGGGCAGGGUUGAGGCCCCUGAAGAAGGCAAGAGCCUGGUCUAUGACCUCUUUGCUGUGGACAACCAUUAUGGUGGACUCGGUGGAGGCCACUAUACUGCGUACGCGAAAAACUUCAUGACUGGGCAGUGGAACGAGUACAACGACUCGUCGGUCUCGAGGCCUAUGGACCCCCAGAGUGUGGUUACCUCGUCUGCGUAUCUCCUUUUCUACCGUCGCCGAUCUGACCGACCCCUGGGCGGCAAGAUCCUGGAGGAGAUCACGGAAUCCUCGACGCGGCAAGGGAGCGAGUCUGAUUCUACAAGUGAGUCGCGCGGCCAGUCACCGUCGGGGGACGGUCUGCGUCUCGGCGGCUCCUCCCUCAAUGGGUCAUCGAGCGCCUCAGCCGGAGUCGGAGCAGCUCACCAGUCGGGAGAUGGUGGUUUGCGGGUUGGAGCACACGGGAAGAACGGGGGUGACGAGUCGCCUCCGGAAUAUUCCAACGACCUGACCAGCAGGGAAAAGAGCUUCGGCGGGGACAAUCGACUGGAAGGUAUGAAUUUCGACGAAGACGAACCCAGUGAUGGGGCGCAAUCCAAUCCGUUCCGCUUCCCUAGUCCGCCCUCGUGGUCAUUCAAUCGAGUCCUGGAAGCUCACGGCCCUUCACAGAUGACGACAACACUUCCGGGAUCUACCUCUGACGAUGACCUUGAUGACGAUGCCAGCAACAAAGCUGUCGGUGGGGAGGACAUGAGCGACUCGGACCUUCGCCUGGCGGCUUUGACCGACAGCCCUGGCCCUGGCGCGGCCUAUCCAGGGACGCCCAUGGAGGAGACAUCUUUCCAGGACAUUCCUCCUCUAUUGGAAGCCAACGAUGAUGAUGAUGACGACGAUCUCCCGGUGGUGGAGCUACGAGUGAACGAUGAAGAUCGGAUAGUGUCUGACUGA